ACCCUAGCCUACUUCCUCGCAUCUCUCUCUACCGCUUUCGCCCAAACUUCUCAUCUCCGCCCAAAACCUCUAGUCUCCCUCCCCCUCCUGGUUUCGCUCUAGACCAUCGCCUUCGUGAACGAAUCUUCACGAUACAAACGCCAUUAGAGGUACCUGAGAAGGCAACGACGGGAUCGCGGCUUCCAUAGAGCACCGAAAACUCCCAUCUUUCUGUUCCUUCCACUCCGCUCCUACCAGAAGCCAUUUAGGAAGGGUUUAGCCUAAAUCCUGCGUAAAUCCUGCUUAAAACCGGCUACCAAACAGCCCCUAAGAAGCCGUUGAAGCACGAUCUCAUGUCUCCCGUUAUGAACGGCUUUGCCGUGGAGGAUAAUUUGAGUAAGAAGAAGAAGAAGAAGCACGAGAAGUCCAAGCCUGAUGAUGUCGAGAGAAAGAAGAAGAGGAAAGCUGUUGAGGAAGAAGAAUCGAGCAAUACUUCGUCCGACGUGGUUGAAACAGUCCCAAUUAAGAAUGUGGUGGUGAAUGGAUCGCUGCCGAAGAAGGCAAGGGUCGUGGAGGAGGAGGAGGAGGAGGAGGUGGAGGAUGCCGGGGAACUCGCCGGGAGUGGAGAGGAGGAUGGUGGAAUCGUCGAUGUAAACGCGCUUACGAAUUUUAGAAUAUCCAAGGUUUUGAGGGAGAGGCUGAACUCCAAGGGGAUAAAGGCGCUAUUUCAGAUCCAGGCUAUGACUUUUGAUAUGAUUUUUGAGGGCUCUGAUUUGGUUGGCCGAGCACGGACUGGUCAGGGUAAAACGUUGGCCUUUGUUUUGCCUAUACUGGAGUCCUUGACAAAUGGCAUGCACAAGUCUUCAAGGAGUACUGCUUAUGGUAGGGCUCCAUGCGUGCUCGUUCUUCUACCCACGAGGGAGCUUGCUAAUCAGGUGCAUGUGGACUUUGAGUUUUAUGGUGGCGCAGUUGGGUUAUCCUCCUGCUGUCUAUAUGGAGGGUCUCCUUAUCGUUCUCAAGAGCUUGCACUGAAACGUGGUGUUGAUAUUGUUGUUGGGACACCUGGCAGGAUAAAAGAUCAUUUAGAGAGAGGUACACUGGACUUGAAGUUCUUGAAGUUCCGUGUGCUUGAUGAAGCUGAUGAAAUGCUGAAUAUGGGCUUUGUUGAUGAUGUUGAGCUCAUUCUUGGUAAAGUUGCAGAUGCUAACCAAGUCCAAACACUUCUAUUUAGUGCUACAUUACCCGAUUGGGUGAAGAAGAUUUCAACUAGGUUCCUAAAACCACUGAAAAAAACUGUUGAUCUUGUUGGAAAUGAGAAAUUGAAAGCUAGUGCAACUGUCAGACAUCUGGUUCUCCCCUGUUCCAGUGCAGCAAGGCCACAAAUUAUUCCCGAUCUUAUUCGUUGCUAUAGCCGCGGAGGGCGUACGAUUAUUUUCACCGAGACGAAAGAAUCAGCUUCUCAACUUUCUGGGCUAUUGCCUGGAUCUCGGGCCUUGCAUGGUGAUAUAAUGCAGGCGCAGCGUGAGGUUAUAUUAGCAGGAUUUAGGUCUGGCAAAUUCUUGAUUUUAGUGGCUACUAAUGUAGCAGCACGUGGACUGGAUAUUAAUGAUGUUCAAUUGAUUAUUCAGUGUGAACCGCCACGUGAUGUUGAAGCUUAUAUCCAUCGUUCAGGCCGCACUGGGCGAGCUGGAAAUUCUGGAGUUGCCAUCUUGCUAUAUGAACCUAGAUACUCACAUAGCAUUUUUAGAAUAGAAAAACAAUCUGGUGUAAAAUUUGAGCACAUUUCUGCACCUGAGCCUUCAGAUAUUGCUGACAUGGCUGGUUCGGAAGCAGUGGAUGCUAUUCUCAAUGUUUCAGAUAGUGUAGUUCCAGUGUUCCGAUCGCAAGCAGAGGAACUCUUAAACUCAUCGAAUUUGUCAGCUGUAGAAUUACUCGCUAAAGCACUUGCAAAAACUGCGGGAUACACUACUAUUACAAAGAGAUCGCUCCUCUCUUCUUUGGAAGAUUAUGUGACUUUACAUCUUGUGUCGGACAAACAGAUCUAUACGCCGGCGUUUGCUUUUGGUAUAAUGAAAAGAUUCAUGCCUGAAGAAAAGAUUUCAAAAGUGAAGCAUCUUUCCAUUACAGCUGAUAGUAUGGGUGCAGUGUUUGAUGUGCCUGCUGAUGAUAUAAAUAGCUUCAUUGAAGGUCAGGAAAAUGCCAGCAUGGUGGCCAUAGAGGUUCUGAAGAAACUGCCUGCUUUGCAAGAGAGGGAGAAGAACAGCAGGUCCGGAGGCGGCAGCAGAUUUGGUGGUGGUGGCCGAUUCAGUAGCGGCGGUGGUAGAUUUGGUGGGAAAGGCAGAGAUGGUGGUGGCAGUAGUUUUGGCCGUAGGAGCGGUGGGUUUGGCGGCGGUCGGGGAGGAGGUGGUGGGCGAAGUUUUAAUAGGAGAAACUGAAGAAAAGCAUAUAUCCUGUUAUCAUUUUUUAUGGCAAUUUUUCAUGGCUGCCGAAAAGUUUUGUUUAUCUUCGCUUCUCAGUGCUUAAAAAUAUGAAUUUGAUUUAAGUUUAACAAACAUGAG
Molecule: messenger RNA, 2537 nt
Organism: Phalaenopsis equestris
Lineage: Eukaryota; Viridiplantae; Streptophyta; Magnoliopsida; Asparagales; Orchidaceae
Product: DEAD-box ATP-dependent RNA helicase 7
Exons: 15
Coding region: 333-2414 (693 amino acids)
Molecular function (GO): helicase activity; ATP binding; RNA binding
Source: RefSeq, a predicted model, not a curated record